AUGUCAAGCCGCAUCAAUCCUUCACCACCAGUUCGAAAGACUACAACAGAGCAAAGAGAUAGGAAACGCUGGGAAACCUUCUACGCCAGAACCCUAUCGCACAUCUCCUCCAAACCCUCCUCUGACCCGCGUCCCGCCCGCCCCGAAGCCCACCCCAGCGACGCCCCCUCGGACGAAGAAUCAGUCGACGACGACGACGACCCGGGCACAUCCUGGUUCUCCGAACACAACGCCCCCGACAAAGUCCUCCGCUUCCUCACCGACGCCUCUUUCCCGCUCGCCCCGUGCAACCGCCCGCAGCCCGCGCCCUCCGUCCUCGACCUGGGCACCGGGAACGGGAGCAUGCUCGCGCUGCUGCGCACGCGCGGCGGCUUCGCGGGGCCCAUGGUGGGGGUGGAUUACUCGGCGCGGAGCGUCGAGCUGGCGCGCGAGCUGCAGCGGAGCAAGAUGCAUUCGGCGUACGCGCCGGACAGCGACGACGACGAUGACGACGAACCCGGGCCCGCCGCGGCUGGGGCGGCGGAGGAGAUCCGCUUCGAGGAGUGGGAUAUUCUCGCCGGCACGGAUGCGCUCUCCGCCGAGGAGGUGCGCGACGCCGCGAAGACACGGCUGGAUUGGUUCCCGUAUGCGGCGGGGCGGGGUUUGAUAUCGUGCUGGAUAAGGGCACGUUUGAUGCGGUCUCGCUGUCGGAGGAGACCGGGGAAGGGGACAGGCGCGUGUGCGAGCGGUACCCUGGGAUUGUGCGGCGGCUUGUUCGGAAGGGAGGGUUUGUUGUUGUUACGAGCUGUAAUUGGACGGAGGAGGAGCUUGUCGCGUGGUUUACGCGUGGGGAUCAGGAGGAUGGGUUGGUGGUGUAUGGGAGGGUUGAGUAUCCGCGGUUUCGGUUUGGGGGGAAAGAAGGGCAGGGGGUUUGUACGGUGUGUUUUCAGCGGGUUUAGCCUAUAG
Messenger RNA from Aspergillus terreus NIH2624, 945 nucleotides. Its product is annotated as putative S-adenosylmethionine-dependent methyltransferase. The transcript has 2 exons. Gene Ontology annotation, cellular component: cytoplasm. Lineage: Eukaryota; Fungi; Ascomycota; Eurotiomycetes; Eurotiales; Aspergillaceae. The record is from RefSeq and is a predicted model, not a curated record. Bases 1 to 945 code for a protein of 314 amino acids. Gene Ontology annotation, molecular function: protein-lysine N-methyltransferase activity. Gene Ontology annotation, biological process: peptidyl-lysine dimethylation; peptidyl-lysine monomethylation.